This is a messenger RNA of Pieris napi, 4995 nucleotides long. It is a transcript of the gene Eps-15, whose product is annotated as epidermal growth factor receptor substrate 15-like 1. The record is from RefSeq and is a predicted model, not a curated record. Bases 37 to 3054 code for a protein of 1005 amino acids. Gene Ontology annotation, biological process: endocytosis; endosomal transport. The transcript is spliced from 17 exons. Gene Ontology annotation, cellular component: clathrin coat of coated pit; plasma membrane; cytoplasm. Gene Ontology annotation, molecular function: calcium ion binding; cadherin binding. Lineage: Eukaryota; Metazoa; Arthropoda; Insecta; Lepidoptera; Pieridae.
AUUGAUUGGUCGACACUCGACAGGGAGAUGUAAAAAAUGGCUUCCUUGCCUUCUCCUACUCAGGUGGCAGGGACCCACAGUUCUAUAUAUGAGGCCUAUUAUCACCAAGUAGACCCUAAUGGCACUGGGGCAAUACAAGCACUUGAUGCAGCUAGAUUCCUCAAGAAGUCACGACUCAGCGAUGUGGUACUUAGCAAGAUUUGGGAUCUCUCUGAUCCUAAUGGCAAAGGAUAUUUGGAUAAAGCAGGGUUAUUCGUAGCGUUGAAGCUGGUUGCGCUGGCGCAGGCAGGGAAAGAUAUAAAUAUGAGCAACAUACACUCAGAGGCACCGCCACCUAAAGUUGGUGAGCUUCCUAAAGUCCCACCACCGAGUGUUAGUCCAAUGCCAGCGAUGCCGCUGAGCGAUUGGAGCAUAAAGCCAGCAGAAAGAGAGAAAUACAGUCAGCUAUUUGACUCGCUACAGCCCAAUAAUGGAUUUAUUGCUGGUAAUAAGGUGAAGGGAGUGUUGAUGGAAUCGAAGCUUCCCUUGGACACUUUAGGCAAGAUAUGGGAUCUCGCUGACCAGGAUAAAGAUGGGAUGCUCGAUAGACAUGAGUUCAUUGUGGCGAUGCACCUAGUGUACAAGGCGCUCGAGAAGCACGCGGUCCCCACCACUCUGCCCCCUGAACUCCGCGCUCGGCCCCCUCGGCCUCCAUCACGCCCCCCUUCAAGACCCCCCUCCCGGCCCCCAUCGAGGCCUCCCUCGCCACAGCCCAGGGCGCCCCCUCGGCCACAGCCCCCUACCCAGAAUACAGACCUGUUCGAUGGACUGCUCGACUUGUCUAGUCCGCCGGCAUCGACUCCGGCGUCCUCUCAGUGGAUAUCGUCAAGCGAUCGCGUGAAGUACGACACGCAGUUCACGUCAUUGGACACGGACCGCGACGGAUUCGUGUCCGGAGCUGAGAUCCGACACGUACUGCUCGAGACUGGAUUGCCGCAAACCACUCUUGCGCAUAUAUGGGCUCUAUGCGACACCUCGAGCUCGGGCAAGUUGUCCCGGGCCCAGUUUGCGGCGGCGAUGUGUCUGGUGCAACGCUCGUUGCAGGGAACACCGCCUCCCGCAGUGUUGCCGCCCGAUUUGAUUCCCGCUGCUACUAUGGCUCCACCCGUUCCUGCUAUACAGCCGAUCCCUGAACCAGUGUCCCUUGGCCCGCAGCCGACGCCAGAAAUGGACGCCAUAGCUCGUGACGUAGACUCAUUAGCGAGAGAAAGACUUUCCCUCGAAGCAGAAGUCGCAAAUAAGCAGAAAGAGCUGACGGUUAAAACUGGCGAGGCGGAUAGCUUACAGAGUGAAUUGGACACUUUAACAGCUACUUUGAAACAGUUGGAAAACCAAAAAGGUGAAGCCCAGAAAAGGCUCAACGAUUUGAAGUCACAGGUGGAAAAACUACGAAGUCAAGUGUCAGCGCAAGAGGCGGCAGCAGCGGAGACGGAGGCUGAAGUGGCGGCGAGGCGUGCUGCUGCCAACACCCUCAAGGAGAAAGAGAGGAGCCUUCAAGAUGAGACGGCGCAAGCGCAGCUCGAAGCCGAGAAGCUCAGCGCUCAGCUCACCAGUUCCGUGCUCGCUGUCAGCCAGGCGAAUUUAAAACUGAAUCACCUGGAGGAGCAUCAUAGGGCAUUAACAGCUGCAAUAGAGGCGAUCGAUGCCGGCGCAGGUGUAAGCGUGCUCAACCUGCAACCGCAGUUCUCGAAGCAGCAUCUGCAACAGAUGGUGCGAGGUUCGGAAGACGAGGAUGAAGAAUUCUCGAAGGCAGACUUCAGUACAAUGAACGGUUCUGCCGGUUUCACUUCUGACCCCUUCAAGGACGACGCCUUUUCGUCUAAUCUUCCUUCUAACGAUCCAUUUGCGCCCUCGAAUAAUAAACCGGCGCAGGAUGGUUUCUCUAGUGAUCCCUUUGGCGGCUCUGCUGAUCCUUUCGCAGGCGAUUCCUUUGCGAGCAAUGAGACGAACAAGCAAAAUGAUGGUGCCUGGGAAUCUGACCCCUUCGCAGUGUUGCACGCUCCGACGCGAAAUUCAAAUGUUAGCAAUACUAGCAACCCAAGCAACGCUAGCAACACUGCUAAACGGCACAAGACUCCGCCCCCGCGGCCGGCACCCCCUCGCCCCAUGCCCCCGCACAAGACCGAACGCAAACCUAUCGACUUCACCGAGGACCCCUUCAAAGACUACCGUUACGAAGACCCGUUUAACAUCGAAGACCCCUUCGCCGACGUCAACGACAAAAAAGCCGAUCCGUUCGGCCGCCCGACUUCUGUCCCGGGUUUCGAGAAAGACGACUUCUUCUCUGCCUCUUCGAAUUUAAACGGAACCUUCUCGAAGCCGGAGCGAAUUAGCGGACGAGUAUCGGCGCCUCCCGUCGCCUACGACCCGUUUUCGAAGCCCACCACUAAUAAUGACUCCUGGGCGGCCUGGCCGAACGAUAGCUGGGCGGCCGACGAUGCCUGGUCUAAACCGGCCCCUCCCAAACCGGAUGCUUGGUCUUCAUCCUCCACAAAUCUGAAUUCAAAAUCUGAUAACUGGGAAAAUAAUACCGAUAAUUGGUCGAACAAAACCGAUAAUUGGUCAAACAAAAACGAUAAUAGGUCGAACAAAACCGACAAUUGGUCAAACAAAACCGAUAAUAGGUCGAACAAAACGGACAAUUGGUCAAACAAAACCGAUGAUUGGUCCGCUAAAACAGAUGACUGGGCGACCGAUUGGGGGACUGAUAAAAACAAAAAUCUAAACGAAACGUGGCCAUCAAACACCUUACCGAGUAAGAAAGAGAAGUCCCCCAAACCAGUGAAAUACGCUAAAUCUCUCGUCCACACGAUUGGUGGGAUCGGCCGAACGAAGCAGAAAGAUAAGAAGAAGUCGAACGAGGCUAAAAGUGUGGAUAACCUUCCUACCGAAGAGCAGCAAUGGGCGUGGGCGGCCGCCGAAUCCAAGCGCCUGGAGAGCGAGGUGGAAGCCAGGAGGCGGCAGGAAGACGCUGAAUUGCAGCUGGCCCUGGCCAUAUCCAGACAAGAGAAGUGACCUCGAAGGGGGCCCUCGAGGUGGCCUCGAUUUCGGUAGCUGCAGCUCGGUGAAGGGCCGAGGUCCGUUCCGUCGAGCGGUCGGUUGUGCAACGAUUUGGACUUAUCUUGCCUUAGAUUGGGACCCUUACGAAUAAAACGUUGGAAAUAUAUCCAAGAUGCAUUCCACAGUAUUUGGCUUUAGAUGUAGGAUCCACUAGUCAUAUUGUUUAUUGUCACGGCCGGUUAAUGUAAGUAAUAUUCUUUAGGCCUAAUUCUGUUGUAGCCUUUAAGUCCGUGUUGUAGCUAGAAUAUAAAGAUAUUUUUCAACUACAAUUAUUAGUUACGUGCGUAGUUUUCAUGUAAAAAUUAUUUAUUGAUUAGAUGGAUUGUAUCCAACAGAUUGUAUUUUGUUUAAAUCGUCCUUUAGAUAUUAUGAACCUAUUGACGAGAAACAAAAUAAUAUGAGACACAUUUAUUAUAAUUGUUUUGUAUAUAAUGAAUAUUGUAUAAAUUGCGUCUUUAUUGACAUGGUACUUUGUCUAAUUAAUUUUAUAAUAGGAAUCCCAGUUAAGUCGUUUGGGUAAAAAGUUAAUGCGCUUGUUACAAAAACAUUAGCAAAAACGUUUUGAGUGUAUAAGUAAUCCUUUUCUGGAAGAUUUUCCUUUAAUAUACCGUAAUUUGAUUUAUUUUGAGGCUGGGGUAUACGAAUUUUUUUGUUUAUCUGAUUUAUUAAUACGUAUUUAAUUUGGAAUUAUUAUAAGAUAAUGAAUGAUUGCGGUAAUUUAUUUAGAUUUUUCUUAAAUGAAAAGGGCCAGCUGCGUUAUUUUUUUCAUCUUCCAUCAUCAUCGUAAAAAAUCUUGGUACCGAUUAAUUAUUGGAUUUUAAUUUUUGUAUAUUAACUUAUCAAAUAUUUACGAGAGUUCCAAAUAAUACGUCUUCGAAUAUUUGUAUGAGAAAUUUAAGUUGGGCGUUUUUGAAACAAAUAUUUGACGUAUUUUAUGACCCGAUGUCUUGUUUAUGUAUAUCUCCUAUUAGUAUUAAACGCUAAUCAGAUAUUUAAGACAAUAAAUUACUUUCCGAGUUUUAUGUUUAAACCAGAAAUCAAUAGAGCUUAAAGAAAUGGUAGAAGUCAUAGUUAACAACAUGGCAGAUGGUUGUCCCUUUCUAAAAAGAUACGAGUAAACGAGAUAUCAUCAUUCAUAGCUAUUGGUUCGAUAUAUCUUUAAAAUACGCAAAAUAUAUACAAAUAUCGCAUAGAUGAGCGGUUGUUAAUCUCGAGUCUCCCAAUAUAAUCGUUAAUCUCGCUAAAUGUAAGCUGUGGAUAAGAGUUGAUGCGUUCACUUUGUUAAUGUUGUCUUUUCAUACCAGAAUGGUAGUCGCUGAACAAGUUCUAGGCGUCUUCCUCGAAUUUGUAGUGCUAAGGGUAUUCAAAGAUCCCUUAAUACAGAAAAUGUUGAUACCAAAUAUUUAAAGUGCGUAAAGUAAAAAUGCCUAGAAAUCGUUCGGCUACAGCUUAGCUAUGUAGAUCACGCUUAUGUGCGCACGAGCCGUAAGCCGUCUGGUACAAUAACUAUUUUAGUACUGCACGCUUGCCGGGACACGACCAAACGAACAUCGGGCACGUGUCUCCGCAAGCCUAGUUGUUAGGAUAAUUGUAAACUUUGUAACUAUUGAAUACCGUGUUUAUGGGUACUAUUCUAAUAUUGUUAUCUCUUUCUUAGGCUGUUGUUUGAAUUCGGACCGCGUGGAUGUAUUAUUUAGAGUUGCAGGUAUUAUGUUAUCGAGACAAUUUAUGUUCAGAUCCACGUGGCCCGAUCGAUCCUUGUCUGUUAUAAUCUUUCAAUAAUAGCAAUUAAUAUAUUAUUUCUCGACGUUGAAGUGUAUAUGUGUAUCAAAAGCUAUAUAUAAUAUAGAUAUAAUUAUUAUAAUAAAGGUAACGCUGAGGUGUCCAUGCAUUACA